Cooperia oncophora is the source of this 546-nucleotide messenger RNA. The record is from the annotation of a GenBank genome assembly. NCBI's taxonomy places the organism in Eukaryota, Metazoa, Nematoda, Chromadorea, Rhabditida, Trichostrongylidae.
AUGAUGUAUCAGUACAGAACCCCGUCCACGGUGCCAAGGCCAGAAUCCUAUCGCGAAGACACGAACGCAGCCGAGAGCAUAACUAAUGAGAAUUCUAAACGCCAGUUCUACCAGGACAUAGCCAGUGCAGCCGAAUCUGGAUGGGAUUUCUCCACUCGGUGGUUCGCUGACAAACUAACGCUCACCUCCAUUCAAACCACUAACAUUCUUCCUGUUGAUCUCAACGCUUUCAUCUGUUACAAUUUACACAUUCUAGGAGCCUUACACGCCGAAGUCGGAAAUGAGCACAAAAGUACCUCUUGGUUAACACAAUAUAUCAAAUUCCGUUCGGAUUUCGAGAAAGUUUUCUAUGUGAAAGCGGCCAAGGGAUGGUACGACUACAAUCUUCACACGAAACAACACAACACCGAUUUCUAUGCAUCAAUUGCUGUUCCUCUAUUCACUCAAUGUUACGAACCGCUUAGUUUGUCGAAAAGCGACGAUUUGUAUGAUAAAAUGGAGGAAAUGGGUGUAUUCAGCUAUGUAGGAGGAAUCCCAACGAGGUAA